Messenger RNA from Rhizopus microsporus ATCC 52813, 856 nucleotides. RefSeq lists its product as uncharacterized. The transcript is spliced from 5 exons. The record is from RefSeq and is a predicted model, not a curated record. Lineage: Eukaryota; Fungi; Mucoromycota; Mucoromycetes; Mucorales; Rhizopodaceae. Bases 42 to 734 code for a protein of 230 amino acids. Gene Ontology annotation, cellular component: CTDK-1 complex. Gene Ontology annotation, biological process: positive regulation of DNA-templated transcription, elongation; positive regulation of transcription by RNA polymerase I.
CCCCAUUUCUUUUUGUAUUUCUUUUACCGAAUUUUUUUUUAAUGGCUGAAGAAUCCGAUCCGUUUGAAUGUCGUUUGACCUUUUUAUCCUUAUUACAAAAACUCAAUGCCUCACAACAAUCAAUUCAUAAAGUAGCAAGUUAUGCGAUGCGACACCGUAAAUUAUCAGAAGACUUGUAUAGUUGUUUAAUCGAAGUACUUGAACAGGCGUCCACUAACGCCCGACUGAACAUCAUUUAUGUACUGGAUGCCAUCUUUUCAGCUAGUCAAAAGUCAAAUUUCACUGGUUAUAUAGAACUCACUCGACCUGAUUUACCACGAAUCAUUCAUGCAGUAGUGGCAAACGAUGCAAAAGGUGUUGUCAACGUACCCAACACACAAAAGAUUGUAAAUCAUUGGAAACGGAAAGGUCUUUUUGAAAGUCAUAUCUUGGAAGAAGCAGAAAAGCCGUUAUUAGAACGUGAACAAUGCUCAAAUACAACAUCAACCAACGAAUCAUUUUCUAAACAAGACAUACUACGAAGGAUGGAAGAAGAUAGAGAAAGGCAUAAACGAAUGAAGGAAGAGAUAUGGAUUCGACCUCCUGAAGAAGCUAAAAAUGCAGAAUUUGAAGAAUUUUGGAAAUCAAUUGACAAGUUGAACCCUGACGUGGAUUAUGAUCAAAUGAUGUUUGAAAAUAGACAAAAACUUCCUUAUUACGCUUGGAACACUGUGUUUACUCAAAAAACCCAAUAAAAGAAAUUUUUUUUAUUUAAUAACAAGCAACGGAUACUCUUAGAUUAAGAAUCAUGCAUCCAAACACUCUACGAAGUAGAACAGCACUUUUUUUUUUCGAGUUUUAGAUUUCCACUUACUGC